Messenger RNA from Momordica charantia (bitter melon), 1340 nucleotides. The record is from RefSeq and is a predicted model, not a curated record. NCBI's taxonomy places the organism in Eukaryota, Viridiplantae, Streptophyta, Magnoliopsida, Cucurbitales, Cucurbitaceae.
UCCAUUUAUUUCAAACAAAAUAGCACAGCACAAGAGAAAAAAGUAGGGACCCCAGAAUCAUUUUGACUCAGAAUUCCAAUGUAACCUUCCUGUUCUUCAGGCAUAGCCAUCAUUUCCCACUCUCACACUACAGAAGUGAGAGAGAGAGAGAGAGAGGAGAGAGAAGCACAUGGAUAUGAAGUGGAGGGUCGCCAGUGAGAGAGCGAAAGAAGGGGGAAAAAGAACCGAAGCCACGAACGUGAUGAAGAGGUUAUUUGAAGAGGAGAGAUAUAUGAGGAAUAAUUGUGGUCUACAUCACAUUCUUUCCUACCUUUGCUCUUUUUUGCCACCAACCCAUUUUCUUUCUUCUCUUGAAUCAUAUGGAUGUGCUUGGUACAGCAUAGCUGUAAGGGUAGCUAUGGAAUUGGGAGUAUUGGAUGCAAACUACCCUUCAAAGCCUAAAUCAAAACUUAGAAACUCUUGAGAAACUGAUUAGUUUUAUAGCAGAUGGUUUUGCAUCAUUUUCAAUAUCGCGUCAUCCGAAUAACUAACUGCCAUCACAGAGAAUCUUGGAUACCUUCUUCCUCUUCCCUUGGCUUCUGGCUAGAAAUCAGCAGCAAAUACAUUCUUAUGUAGAAGCCAUUUUCAUCAGUUGAAGAAGAAAUUAAGCAGCAGCACCACCAAGUUAUCAGAAGAGGUAUGAGUGAGAUUGGGAGUGAAAGAUCAAAGUCAUGGAACAUUUACACAACUCCAGACCAGAGCCCAUCAGCUCAAACAGACUUUGGUCAGGAAGCUCCUUGGAAGAACUUUGGAUCCUCCAUGAAUGCCAUUUCCUUUGGCUUUGUUGCCACUGCAAUCUUGAUAUCAAUGUUCCUUAUCAUGGCCAUCUUUGAGCAUCUGUUCAGACCAACUUCUCCUCUCUCCUCCUCCUCUGAUGAAGUCACCAACAACUCUGCUGGCUCGGGUCCGGCCGAAAAAUUCGCUUGUCCGAAUAUGGUGUCAAGAUCAUAUGCAUCUGAUUUCUCAGUGUUGAUGCCAGGUCAGCACAUCCCCACUUUCAUUGCCCAGCCAGCUCCUCUGCCAGUGCCAUGCCAAAGAGAGGGGAUCUAUUGGCCUUCUCAUGACCAUAAUUUUUCAGGUCCUUAAAAAACAAUAUGAUAUUGCCUCCAUUAAAGCAGCUGCAGCAUUUUAGGAAUCCUCUCAGCUUUGCUUCUUCUCAGAAUAAUAAUACUUGUGAUUCUUCACCCACAGGGAAAUUUUCACAAAUGCUGAUAUGUUUCAUCAGUUUCUGAUCUGUAAAUUGAUUGUCAAAGAAGUUAUAUUACAAGUAAUGAAAAAAAAAAUGAAUAAGUAGAUAUCAU